Bufo bufo (common toad) is the source of this 1123-nucleotide messenger RNA. RefSeq names its product LHFPL tetraspan subfamily member 3 protein-like. Gene Ontology annotation, cellular component: plasma membrane. The record is from RefSeq and is a predicted model, not a curated record. NCBI's taxonomy places the organism in Eukaryota, Metazoa, Chordata, Amphibia, Anura, Bufonidae. The transcript is spliced from 4 exons. Gene Ontology annotation, biological process: sensory perception of sound. The coding region runs from base 386 to 1024 and encodes 212 amino acids.
UAGAAGGGGGCAUGCACGCAUAUAAAGGAGAAGGUAGGUUCUAGGUCAUAUAACCAUAUAGUGGAGGCAGUAGGUUCUAGGUCACAUAUACAUACAGAUGAGACAGGUUCUAGGUAAUAUAUACAAACCUAGAAGACCUGUCGUAUCAAUAUUGUGGAAAGAGGUUAUUCUAGGCUAUGUAUCCAUACAGAGGAGACAGGUUCUAGGUCGUUUAUACAGAGAAGGCCGGUUCUAGGUCAUGUAUUGAUAGUGUGUAGAGAGGUUGUUCUAGGCCAUGUACCCAUACAGAGGAGGAGACGGGUUCUAGUUCAGGCAUGUAUAUAGAUGCGACGUUCUGAUGUAGUGUACGUUCCUGAUAUUCUCCUGUCCUUCCAGGUCACCCCUCAUGGAUCCCACCGGACACGUUUAUCUGUACGAAACAGACUUUGUCCAGAAUGGUCGGGCGGUCACCGUUUUAUGGGCGUCCUGCACCCUGUUCCUGGGGAUCCUGGAGAUCGUGGUGCUCCUGCAGCCCACCUGGGUUCUGAGCGGGGAGGGUCGAGGACAUUUUGGCCUGUACCAGCUUUGUGAGGAGUCAGACUGGGGUACAGAAUGUCGGGGUCCUCAGGGCGUCCUGGAGGCUCUCCCGGCGUUCCAGACGGCAGCUGGCUUCAUGCUGGGGGCUCUGCUGCUGGUGCUCCUCAGCCUGGCCUCCAUCGUGCUGCUGUGGUUCUGUCACUCGGGGACCGUCUACAAACUCUGCGCUUGGCUUCAAAUGACUGCUGCCUUCUGCCAGGGUCUCGCCUGCAUCCUCUUCCCGGACGGCUGGGACUCCCCCGCUGUGCGGCCAUUUUGUAACUACCGCUCAGACAGAUACGAGCUGGGGAGCUGCUCGGUGCACUGGGGCUUUAUCCUCGCCAUAUUGGGAACCUUUGACUGUUUGGCUCUGUCCAUUUUGGGGUUCACCCUUGGAAAACGUCAUGAUGCUUUGAACCCCAGUGAUGUCAAACCCGGCAAAAAAGGGUUAUUUGCAGAUACUCCCUGACUGCUGCCAUCAUGGAUGAUCCCCCUCUUUUUGGAUUUUCCACGUCUGUGGAUUUUUGCACGUUAAUUGUCAUUAGGACAAAAUGUUUUAUUCUGUAAU